This is a messenger RNA of Balearica regulorum gibbericeps (East African grey crowned-crane), 1092 nucleotides long. The record is from RefSeq and is a predicted model, not a curated record. Lineage: Eukaryota; Metazoa; Chordata; Aves; Gruiformes; Gruidae.
CCUGCGAGCAGGGGUCAGGCACAGCCGCGCUGCCUGACGAUGUCAUCUGUAAAGUGCACUUGAAGAGCUUUGUGGAGCAGCAGGGCUUGGUGGGCUACGACCCCAAUCUCGAUGUCCUUCUUGUGACAGAGGGGAAGCUGCGGUCCCUGGCUGAGCUGCAGGAAGCCGUGCUGGAGUGCACGGCUGCAGGCCAGGGGAGCCACUGCAGCAUCGUGCACGUGGUGAGCUGCGAGGAGGAAUUCCAGCAGCAGCAGCUGGAUCUGCUCUGGAGGAUUUUGGAUCCAGGAGCCCACACAGCUUUGCAGAAACACCUUGUCUGUGGGCCAGUGAAGGUGACAAACCCCUCAUCGCCCAUCGGGGCAGACCAGUAUUUCCAGCUCCGAAAGCGCCAGAUGUAUGAAGCCUCCGUGAUGAAGUAUGGGGAGCUUGCGCAAGAUGAGGCCUGGACUGAGGUGAUCGAUACCCUCACAGUGGCUGCCAUCAGGUUUGAGAUGCUGAGCACUGCUCAUCGCAGUCAGAUCACCCUGGACCUGGAGGACAGCAGCAUCUCCACGAAGGGAACCAAGAGUGGUGCCUUCGUGAUGUACAACUGUGCCCGGCUGGCCACACUCUUCGACACCUACCAGCGGGCUGUGGAGCGGGGCACGUACCCACCUCUGCCACCAGCAUCAGAACUGAACUUCUCCUGCCUGCAGGAAGAGGGUGAAUGGCUCCUGCUCUUCAACUAUCUCCUGCCAUUCCCUGAAGUCCUGCAGCAGGCAGCACAGCUGCCUGAACCCACCAAGGGGAUCCGGAUCACAGCCAACACAGAGACAGUGUGCAAGUUCCUGAUCCAGCUCAGCAUGGAUUUCAGCUCCUACUACAACCGAGUCCACAUCCUGGGGGAGCCGUUCCCUCACCUCUUUGACCAGAUGUUUGCCCGCCUCCAGCUGCUGGGAGCUGUGAGGGAUGUGUUCCACAGCAUGCUGGCAACCCUGCACCUCCCUCCUCUCAGCCAGAUCUGAGGCAGCACUGAAGAGCCGUGUCACAGUGCGACAGGCAUCAGGACAGCGUCCCACGAGGGGAAGGACAGGGCACGUCCCCCUGGCAGGG